Dovyalis caffra is the source of this 249-nucleotide messenger RNA. NCBI's taxonomy places the organism in Eukaryota, Viridiplantae, Streptophyta, Magnoliopsida, Malpighiales, Salicaceae. The record is from the annotation of a GenBank genome assembly.
AUGAAUAGCAAGACAGCUCGGAUGCAAGAAGGCACAAAAGGCUUAGAUGAAGCAAGACAUGAGACAAUAACAAGAAAAACUGAGCUUGCAUUGAUUCUCACCUUGACUAGCAACGUAGAAUCAAAUGUUCAAAUUGAAGGAGAAGUUGAAAUAUCUCCUAUGGAAUCAGAAGACAAGAUAGAUAAAUUCGGUUCCAAGGUUUUAAGGGUCAAACAAUCAGCUUUAUGGGCUAAGUGUAUCGCCAAAUAA